AUGGCCACCAGUUCCAAGGUGUUCAAGAAGACCUGCCCCAACAGGAAGCUGUCCAUCUACCUGGGGAAACGGGACUUUGUGGACCACGUGGACUCAGUGGAACCCAUUGAUGGUGUCGUCCUGGUUGAUCCCGAGUACAUGAAAGAUCAAAAAGUGUUCGUAGUGCUGACUUGUGCUUUCCGCUAUGGCCGGGAUGACCUGGAUGUGAUCGGUCUGACGUUCCGCAAAGACCUCUACGUGCAGGCUCUGCAGGUGCUCCCCAGAGAGUCUCCAGAGGCUCCAUUGGCCCUCACAGCUCUUCAAGAAUGCCUGCUGCGCAAGCUUGGCGCUAACGCCCAUCCCUUCACCUUCCAGCUGGCCCCCAAUCUACCCUGUUCAGUGACCCUCCAGCCUGGGCCUGAGGAUGCUGAAAAGGCCUGCGGAGUAGACUUUGAAGUGAAGAGUUUCUAUGCUGAGAAUUUGGAGGAGAAAAUCCAUAAGAGGAACUCUGUGCGUCUGAUCAUUCGCAAAGUGCAGUUUGCCCCCUCGGACCUAGGCCCCAAACCCCGGGCUGAGACUGCCUGGCACUUCCUUCUCUCUGACCACCCCCUGAAGCUAGAAGCCUGGAUGGACAAAGAGGUCUACUACCAUGGGGAACCCAUCUCCAUCCAUGUCGCCAUCAACAAUGGCAGCAGCAAGCUCAUCAAGAAAAUAAAGGUGGCAGUUGACCAGAUUGUUGACGUCGUCCUGUACUCCGGGGACAAGUACACCAAGACCGUGUUCACUGCAGAGUUUGUAGAGACGGUGGCUGCCAAUUCCACGUUCUCCAAGAGCUUCACAGCGACACCAAGCCUGGCUGCCAACCGCCAGAAACAGGGCCUGGCCCUGGAUGGCCAACUUAAGCAUGAAGACACCAAUCUGGCCUCCAGCACCAUUCUUCAGCCGGGCACAGACAGAGAGUCCCUGGGGAUCCUGGUGUCCUACCAAGUCAGGAUCAGCAUGGUGGUGUCUCGUGGAGGCAUCCUAGGAGAUCUGAUGUCCAGUGACAUGAGCGUGGCGCUUCCUCUGAGGCUGAUGCAUCCCAAGCCAUCUUGCGAUGUCACCAGUGAGGAUGUUGUCAUAGAAGACUUCGCUGGACAUGACACUGAAGAAGAGACCACCGUCGCCACUGCCUCCGGGGCCAAGGACAACUGA
Messenger RNA from Monodelphis domestica (gray short-tailed opossum), 1173 nucleotides. NCBI's taxonomy places the organism in Eukaryota, Metazoa, Chordata, Mammalia, Didelphimorphia, Didelphidae. The record is from RefSeq and is a predicted model, not a curated record.